Messenger RNA from Serpula lacrymans var. lacrymans S7.9, 1170 nucleotides. RefSeq lists its product as uncharacterized. NCBI's taxonomy places the organism in Eukaryota, Fungi, Basidiomycota, Agaricomycetes, Boletales, Serpulaceae. The transcript has a single exon. The record is from RefSeq and is a predicted model, not a curated record. Bases 1 to 1170 code for a protein of 389 amino acids.
AUGCUUAGUAGAGACUUUUACAUUUGGAUCGGAGAACAACAUAUAUACUCCAAAGAUUAUGUAUACAGAGGGCAAUUCCCUCUACCAGAAAUAGUACCCAUCAGAAUCCCAUCUCCAAUAAUCAAAUCCGAAACUCCCCCUCCUCCCCAACUUACAUUUGAUGUCAAACCUAGAAUAUUGAGAUCUGCCCGAGCCAUCCAACAGCACGGACAGCGCAUUUACCAGGGAAAUGAUGGACUCAUUACCCAGAAUAGACACUCCCCCCUGAAAGAAGCGCAAUUGGAAGCAUUUGUAAAACAAGAAGUAGAAAAAGCAGUAAAACAGACACAAAUGCACUACCAAUCGCAGCUAGACGAGGCGCUCGAAGAAGUGAACGUCUUGCAAAGAAAGCUAGAGAAGCAGACACCGCCACCUCCAGAAAAGGUGGAGAGAAGUAGAACGGCAUUGGAGAAACCCGAGAACUUCUCCGGAGAUAAGAAAAAGUAUAGGGCCUUUAGAGAGUCCUUAUUACUACACUUCGAAGAUGAUGCCAUAUACUUUAAAGAUGACAGGAAAAAGAUAAGCUUUGUGCUAUCUUUUAUGAAAGAAGGAGAAGCCGUGGCCUUUUGGACCGAUUGGCUAGAAAACCGAGUCGACGCCCAACAGUUAGGGCUCGAUAUUACAAACACAUAUGGAAGUUGGCCGUACUUUGCAGACAAAAUGGAAGAAAGGUUCAAAGACAACUUUGAAAAAGAAACAGCCAAGAACAAAAUAUUGACCCUAAGACAGGGCAAUGAAACCGCCCAAGCCUUCUUUGAAAGGUUUGAGGAAAAGAAACGAUGGGCGGGAUAUACGAAUAGGAUAAAUGAAGAGUUCCUGAUAUCCCUACUCCGAAGGAAUAUGAACAAACCGCUAGUAGACAGGGUGAUCUACGGCGGGCACAUUCCCAGAGAUUACCAGGAAUGGAAAAGGGAACUAAUCAGGAUAGACUAUAUUUGGAGAGAGAGAGAAAGAGAAAAGAAAGGCUCCGAAAUUGGGAAGAAACCCUAUUCGGAACAAAAGAAGGAAGGAGAAAAGAAGAAAGACGGAACCGGGUAUACCUAUACCGGUAACGGAGAAAGAAUGGAGGUAGAUAAAGCAAAGUUCCGCACCGAGGGACACUUCAGUCACCCCCAAAACAUAAGCAUUUAG